Molecule: messenger RNA, 810 nt
Organism: Selaginella moellendorffii
Lineage: Eukaryota; Viridiplantae; Streptophyta; Lycopodiopsida; Selaginellales; Selaginellaceae
Exons: 4
Coding region: 230-781 (183 amino acids)
Source: RefSeq, a predicted model, not a curated record
AAACUGGACGCUCCAUCUCCAUUUAUUUAUUUUUCUCUAACUUUUGUUUAUCGUUUUCUUCCUUGUCCAGUCUUUUACGUUGCAGAUUUCUUCCGGAUGACGCGGUGACGAGCAAGUGGCCAUCCUCGCGACAGGCAGUACAGUCAGGAAUGUGUCCAAGCUAGCUUCGCGUGCCUCAAAAGGCUGUCUAUCAUUCGCAGGCUAGUGCUGGGAAAAAAAGGAGAACCACAUGGGAUUUUUCUGGCCUUCCCGUCGUAUGAAUCGUGUAGGAGCAGCAAGGAGCAGCUACUUUGAUCAGUGCGAGGUGAAAGACGAGCGGAGCUCGGGAGACGAGAAUGCAGGCUUGAUCGAGCAGAGAAAGGCCGCAGCUUGGGCAUGGUAUGGUCGAGGAGGAGGAGGUGCCGGAAACGCCGAUUCUCAGCAUGCUGUAGUGACAGCACCAGCAGGUGCUGCUCGAGCUUCGACUUCGCGGUUUAGGAUGGAAGCUUUUGAAGCUCUGGAAGAGAGUGGGAAGCUCCAGAUUGUGGUAGACAACAGGAGAAGCAAUCUGCUCGACGCUUACGAGCUCAAUUCUUUCAGCAGGAGGCUCGAGGAAGCACUGCUGGGUGGAGGAGCUGUUGCCAAGCUCGAGCGAUCGAGCAGCCUCUCGGGAGCUUUUGGAAAGAAAGGAAACUCCAGGAUCAUGAGACUGUGUGGGAAAUUGUCCGCGGCCUUCCAGGUCCGAAAGAACCGCAAUCAAGAGCACCCCUGGAGCUGUGGCGAGAAAAUCAAACUUCUCUAAAGAUAAAAUAAAAUAAAAAUAGAUGCUUA